Messenger RNA from Soboliphyme baturini, 576 nucleotides. The record is from the annotation of a GenBank genome assembly. Lineage: Eukaryota; Metazoa; Nematoda; Enoplea; Dioctophymatida; Soboliphymatidae.
AUGCGAAUUCUUAGUUUCCCUAAGGGCGCUGCUGAAAAAAAAUGGCAACGGCAUGGUGAUCGAUUCUCGUUCAGCAAGAAGAGUGGAAAUGCUCCGCCUUUGUGUGGGUACGCGACCAUCAAACACGGUCGUCAAUCGGUUGAGACCAACGAAUAUUGCGCGAGGCCGGCUGCGUUUCCGAGGUUCGCACGGAAGCUGGAGGUCAGCGUUAAGGGGAUGGACAUCCGUGUCUCUGACGUUUCUUACGGUAAUUUCCAUCAACUGUCGUUCUCUGGAAACAUCUCGGAUCACUCAGCGAUUCUCCUAUGCCAACAAUCGUGGCUGAGCCCAGACGUGGGCAGUGAGCUGGCAACGAUUCCUCACUGCUAUACGUCCCGAACGGACAGAUCAGCCAGGCAUAAUGCCCUCAGAUGUAUGGUGCCGCAGGCCCUGAUGGAGUCGCUUCUGCAGUGCUCCAGCACUAUGCCAUUGAACUGGAGCAUGUCCUCACCAAGAUCUUCAAUUGGUGUUCGCGCUGAGGACAGCUUCCAGGCUCUUGGCUGCUCUCCAGAAUUAUUCCAGCUCCGAGAAAACUGA